Messenger RNA from Kwoniella shivajii, 2124 nucleotides. RefSeq lists its product as uncharacterized. The transcript has 7 exons. Bases 1 to 2124 code for a protein of 707 amino acids. NCBI's taxonomy places the organism in Eukaryota, Fungi, Basidiomycota, Tremellomycetes, Tremellales, Cryptococcaceae. Gene Ontology annotation, biological process: transcription preinitiation complex assembly; DNA-templated transcription initiation; transcription by RNA polymerase III. Gene Ontology annotation, molecular function: RNA polymerase III type 3 promoter sequence-specific DNA binding; TBP-class protein binding; RNA polymerase III general transcription initiation factor activity. The record is from RefSeq and is a predicted model, not a curated record. Gene Ontology annotation, cellular component: transcription preinitiation complex; transcription factor TFIIIB complex; nucleus.
AUGCCAUCUGUCAAACCAUGUCCUCGUUGUAGAGAGAAUGGUGAUGUGCAAGAGGAUCCGAGUGCAGGUAAUGUAGUGUGUCACACGUGUGGACAGAUCGUGGAAGAAGGAACACUGGUGUCGGAAGUGGGAUUUGCAGAAGGUUCAAAUGGACGAAUGCAUGUUGCAGGUUCUUACAUUAGUCAUAAUUCUACUGGAUUUGCGAAUGUCAGAAGUGGUUCAAAAGGUAUACAGAACACUGAAGGUAUUAAGACACAAGGUGCGAACAGAAUUGAUGGUGUAGCAAAGCAAAUGCAUAUAAACAAUCAAAUCACACGACAAGCUAAAAGUAUCUAUUCCAUUGCUGUUGACAAUAAAUUCAAUAGAGGUAGAAGAACGGAAUAUAUAGUGGCCAGCUGUUUAUAUUUAGCAUGUAGGAUAAAUAAGGAUUCUCACAUGUUGAUUGAUUUCAGUGAAAGAUUAAGUAUCAACGUUUACGAAUUAGGAGCUACCUAUUUAAAACUUCGAUCAAUAAUGAACUUGCCUCUUUCUCUGCCUGAAGUUGACCCUGCGAUUUACAAUCUACGAUUCGCUCAUAGAUUGGAUUUCGGCUCAUCGGUCAAUACGGUAGCGACUGAUGCUUCAAGAUUAGUCAGAAGGUUCAAGGCCGACUGGAUGACACAAGGUAGACGCCCUGCUGGUGUUUGUGGUGCAUGUCUAAUCAUCGCUGCGAGAAUGUCAAAUUUCUUAAGGACACCUGAUGAAGUUGCUCAAGUCGUAAAAGUUCAUCCUAAUACAAUAAAGAAAAGAUUAUUGGAAUUCGCUCAAACUGAUAUGGCUAGGAAAACAGUUGCCGAGUGGAGAAAUCUGACAGAUGAAGACCUGGAUAAACAGAGUGGAUUUGAAAAACCUCCAAUCGUGAAACAGAAUGAAAGGAAACAAAUUAAAAUUGAAAGGCUAAAAUCUCAACAACUUGACCUUUUAAAUUCUCACGAAGAUGACGAUUCCGAUGAGGAAGAUGAGCUCGACGCUCAAUCUAGAAAACGAUUCAAGGGUAAAGAAAAGGAAGGUGAUGAUAUCACUGGAGUAGUAGCUGCUGCCGCUCACGAUAUCCAAGAUGAAGUAAAUCCAGAAGAUAUACAAGUCGAAGAACAAGAAGAGGAAGAUGAUAACAUGGACCCUAUAUCCCAAGCUGAAUACGUACAUGAAUUAGAAUCAGCGAGAGACAACCCUGAAGAAUCAAAGGCGGACCGUUUGAGAGAAAGAUCAGCCUUUAUGAAACAAGUUAAAAGUUACCGAAACGCAGAAGUUGAAACAAUAUUAAAUGAUCCCGAUUUGGAAAUGCUAGCUUCAGAUAUAGAAGAUCUCGAUGAUGAUGAUGACGAUGAUGAUGAUGAUGAUGAUGAGGAUGAAGAAGGAGAACCUGCGACCCAAUUAAGAUCAAUAACGAAAGAAGAAGCUGAAUCAGGUAAACAUAAUGCCAGUGGUGGGGGUAGCACGAAAAAAGAAUUCAAUAAUUGGGAAAAUGAAGAUGCCGUUCUAGGAUAUUUGCAAAAAGAAUUGUUCAAAGGUGAAGAAUUGUUGUAUCAAGGAAAAAACAUGACUGAUCGUAUUAAGAUGUGGAUUGGUGCAAGAGAUCCGAAAGAAUUACUAAGAGAACUUGAGGUUGUACAAAAAGCAAGAUUGGAAAGGGAGAAACAAGCAAGAGUGAAAGAAAGUGAAUUUAACGAUUUAGAUGAUGAUGAAUUAGAGAAUUGUUAUCAGUUAGACGAAGAUGAAAAGCAAGCACGAGCUAGAAUGUGGCUGAGUACUAAUGGCAAAUGGUUGGACGAAGAAAAAAUCCGACUAGAGAAACGAGAAUUGGCGUUACGUGCUAAAGGGAUUGAUCCCUCCAAGCCCAAACAGAAGAGGAAACGUGCUACACCCCAUAAAGGACCUCAUGUCACACACACAGCCGCUAUCCAGACUUACACCAAACAGAAGCAAUUCUCUUCUCGAAUCAAUUAUAGUAUAUUGAACGCUCUCGGUAUAGGGAAGAAUGAAACUGCCGGCACAGAUGGGUUGAUGUCUAUGGAAGAUGAAAAGGGUGAAGAUGAUGAAGGCGGCUGGGAUGAAAAAGGCGAUGAGAAUGAUGAACCUUGGUAG